Rhodamnia argentea is the source of this 1445-nucleotide messenger RNA. RefSeq names its product probable protein phosphatase 2C 14. Gene Ontology annotation, molecular function: protein serine/threonine phosphatase activity; cation binding. Gene Ontology annotation, biological process: protein dephosphorylation. Lineage: Eukaryota; Viridiplantae; Streptophyta; Magnoliopsida; Myrtales; Myrtaceae. The transcript has 5 exons. The coding region runs from base 148 to 1413 and encodes 421 amino acids. The record is from RefSeq and is a predicted model, not a curated record.
CUAAUUCCAAGGCUCCCAACGGCUCUCGAAUGUCGCGGCCAUCCCUCUCUGCAUCUGCUUCCUUUCCUCAUUCACCGUUUGUCACUCUGUUCUAGCCGUUGAACCUUGAACCCCUUCACGCCUUGACAGUGUCUCUCCGAAAACACGAUGGCUAGCACCCCAUCUUCAUCUUCGACCGGCGUCCUCGCUCUCUCCUCUUCCUCCGCCAAGCGAAAGAGACCCUCGAAGCUCGAGAUCCCAAACGUCCUGCGACAGCUCCAACCCGACGAGCUCAGGUCCCGCGACCUCGCUUGCCGAGACGAUGCCGUCUGCUUCGGCGAGCCUGGAGUCGCGGUCGUGUCGUUCAAAGGCAAGAAGAAGUUCAUGGAGGACGCUUACAAGAUCGCCUCUUCCUUAGAUGGGAACCCAAGUAAAGGUUUCUUCGGUGUGUAUGACGGGCAUGGGGGUAGAAAGGCUGCAGAUUAUGUUGCGGAGCACUUGCACGAGAACAUCCUUGAAAUGAUGGUGAAUGCCGAGACGAUUCCAGAUAAAGAAGCAGCUAUUAAAGCUGGAUACUUGAAAACAGACCAAGAAUUUAUGACACGGGGUUUAAGCAGCGGCGCGUGCUGCGUCACAGCCUUAAUCCAAGGCCAGGAAAUUGCUAUUUCAAACUUGGGAGAUUGCAGGGCUGUUCUCUGUAGAGGAGGAGUGGCUGAAGCUCUCACAAAGGAUCACAGAGCAGAUAAAGAGGAUGAAAAGCAAAGGAUAGAGGAUAUGGGAGGAUUUGUAGAGAUGCACAGAGGAUCCUGGAGAGUGCACGGGAUACUCUCUGUUUCAAGAAGCAUCGGCGAUGCUCAUUUGAAGCAGUGGGUAAUGGCUGAACCUGAUACAAGAGUUCUUCAUUUGACUGUAGAUAUGGAAUUCCUUGUCUUGGCAUCCGAUGGAUUGUGGGAAGAGGUUGGCAACCAGGAAGCUGUCAACAUCAUAAGAUGUUCAUGCGUGGCUGAUAAGGUAACCUUGUCAUCAACAGAUCUUCACAAGGAUGAAAAUGAUGAGUUCGGAUGUGUUAAUGUCAGCCCCUCAUCAAAGCUGCGGAGGAUCUCGCUGCUCAAGCAACAGAAGAAAAUUAAGCAAUCGCCAAGCCACAGGAAACCUAUUGAAAGCUGGAAAGAUAGUGAAAAUGAGUUCUUCGGCGAAAUCGACAGCCCACCAUUGAAGUCGAGAAGAGUAUCCCUGGUUAAGAGAAUAAACACAAAAACCGAAUGCCUUAGUAGUCAAGAGAAGAAUGGCGACUGUAGCAAGGGAUUCUCUUCUGUUGGUCUCGUAGCUGCUUGUAAGGAGCUUGCGAACCUUGCUAUCAGCAGGGGUAGUCUGGAUGAUAUCACCGUGAUGGUCGUAGAUUUGACUCAAUUUAGACGCGACGAGGUAAUAUAGACAGUUUGGUCACUGUGAGUUUUUCUUCAGUC